AUGAAAUCAGAAGCAUCUGAAACGAACUACGAUUGGCUUGAUCUCGGCACGGAACCUUUUCGGAAGGGUUCCCGUCUCGGCAAAGACCCUGAAGUGACAACUUCACUUUCAGCUGAUGAAAACUCUAUCAUUCAUCCCGUUGAAGUCGAAAAUGGUCGCGUCAACACGAACAACGGUCGCGUCAACCCUCUAUUGGUCCCAGACGCAGAAGCUCCAGUCACCAACGCCGCGACUACCGCGCCCAUGCAAGAUUUCGCUGUUCGAAUCGCCGCGACGCAAGCUCCACAUCACCAAAGGCGGACGAGUUAUCCCUACUGGACGAACCCUUUUCCAGACGACGAUAAGAAGCAUCACGACAACAGGCUCUAA
Molecule: messenger RNA, 369 nt
Organism: Microthlaspi erraticum
Lineage: Eukaryota; Viridiplantae; Streptophyta; Magnoliopsida; Brassicales; Brassicaceae
Source: the annotation of a GenBank genome assembly